Molecule: messenger RNA, 2376 nt
Organism: Symbiodinium natans
Lineage: Eukaryota; Dinophyceae; Suessiales; Symbiodiniaceae
Source: the annotation of a GenBank genome assembly
AUGGCUUGGUCCUGGUUGCUUGCAUGCUCUGCGUGCUUGCUUUGGACUCAGCUCAGCUUCUCCGAGCUGGCGGACGAGAUUUUGCCCGCUGAGGCAGACGACACUUGCCAGGGACGCACCGAAGAGUGUGACCUGUCUUUACGGCAGCUCCGAGCGGACAAGCUUGCGGUACUCACACAAGAGGACGCGCAAACCUCGGAGCACUCCCUGGUAGCAAACUCCGAAACAUCCGAGGAAGCCCUUGGCAAGAGCAAGGGCUCGUGGUACUGGGGCCUGGCGCAUGGUGGAACCUGGACAGGCGGAACUUGCAUGUGGAAUAACUGCGACGCCAGCCGGGGCAAAACCACCUGCCACCACUUCCGCUGCAUUUGCACGGAAGGCGUGGCGGCUGGCGGCAUCUGCGUCGACCCCAAGCUCGAGCCCAAGACUCACCUUGGUCUCCGGCGCACCGGCGAGGCCUGUAGCGUUCGUGGCUACUGCCUCGAUGAGGCGGGCCCGGCCGCCUGCAUAGAAGGCUACUGCUUCUGUCUGGAGGGCUCCGUUUUUGAGAAUGGCCGAUGUACCGAGCCCAAAAUGGAGGGCGUCACCGGACCAAGUGACGGCGCAGGUCCAGGUGAGAAGGACAAGGAGGACGUGCCCCAAGUCGUGGAGGAGGCUACAACUACCACUGAAGAAUAUGUCGAGCCGGAGGACCCGACUGAGGAUCCGGACUGCAGCGACCAGAUUGCGGGCACCGAGUGCUUCAAGAAGGUGAGGUGGGCCAUGAGCGACGGGAUCUACGGGAACCCCGAGUGGUACAAGGGGCUGACGCCGCAGUCUCCUCCAAGCAUGUUCCAGGACAACUUGUACCGAGCAGGGGAGGGCGGCUGUCCCCGGCCUUGCACAGGUGGACUUCCCGAAGAUCCGCUCCACUUCCCCCACUCUGUCCUGACCAGAACGACGAGGGGCAUCCGCCCUCCCAAGCAUCCCUUUGAGUACAACGGGAUCGAGUGGCCCACCAUGAAGAUCAAAGGAAUGAAUACGCAUGUCUUCGUAGUUGGCGACUGGGGCGGCCUGGCGGGUACCCUCCCGCACAACAGCCAGAUCAUCCAGUACAAGGGCGGACAGACGAUGGGUCCUCACGUCAUGGGCCGAUAUCGCACCGAUGCCAAGACACACGACCUCUCUUGCUCCACCCCGGAGAUGUCGGACUGCUUUGCCACGAACGGUACAAAAUGCCCGGCACGAUGUGGAUGGAUCGAAGAGAUUGACACCAGAGCGCAGCACCUGGUGGCAGAGCAAAUGAUCAAGCGUGCUAAGAUGAACAACCCCGACUACCUUCUGAACGUCGGGGACAACUUCUACUGGGGCGGCCUCUUUGGCAAAUGUGGGGAAACACCCAUGUCAAAAAUCAACGACAUCACCCGCGCGCAGUUCAACUGGAUUUUUGAGAAUGUCUACAAAGGGCCUGGACUGGAUGGAAAGCCAUGGCUCAGCGUGCUUGGCAAUCACGACUGGGGAGGCCGUGAGAUGGAUGCUGCGUGGGAUCAGCAAAUCGCAUACACCUGGGCCAGCAAGCGCUGGGUCCUUCCAGCUCCUUACUGGAUGCAGAAGGUCGAAUAUGUAGACCAGGGCUACACCGUCGACAUCUUCAUGAUCGACUCCAACAUUGAGGAUGCUGAUGAGGAUGUGAAUUCCAACCCAGAGCACAACAUCUGCGGUGCUGCGCACAACCCUCCAGGCUCUACGUGCUCCAAGGUCGGCGGGCCUUCCAGCAUCCACGAGUGCCACAACUGGUUCCAGAAGCUUUGGGACGAGGGAGCCGAGUGGGCAACGGAGAAGCUAAAGAACUCCGACGCGCAGUGGCAAAUCAUGGUCACACAUUUUCCAUGCGGGCAUAAGGCCAAGUACUACAAGGAGCUGCACUUGAAGUACGGGCUUGAUAUGCUGGUGACCGGCCACGCUCACUAUCAGAUGAUGUACUGGUCUCCGGAGAAGAUCGGCGGGCUCACCUGCUUCAUCAGUGGCGGAGGGGGCGGCAUCACGUCGGAGAACAACGUUGAGCCGGACAACGACAAUGACCACCAGUACGGCUUCUUCGACCUCUCCAUGUCCAAGGACGAGAUCAAGCUUGAGUCGAUCAAUUGGAAGGGAAAUGUCAUCCACACUGAGAUCGUGGAGCCGUAUGACGGCGUUGACACAAAGAAGGCCGAGCUGGCGCCUUGCGAGGUUCCGAAGCCGGGGUCUCCCUGCUUCAAAGUUGUCAAGUGGGCCAUGCAGGAUGGCAUUCACUCGAAUCCAGAUUGGUUUCCUGGCCUUACUCCGUCUUCACCCAUGUCCAAGUUCCAGGACAAGUUCUACCGAGAACACAAGAAUGGCUGUGGCAAGCCAUGCUGA